Messenger RNA from Diospyros lotus (date-plum), 2152 nucleotides. RefSeq lists its product as uncharacterized. The transcript has 15 exons. Lineage: Eukaryota; Viridiplantae; Streptophyta; Magnoliopsida; Ericales; Ebenaceae. Bases 274 to 1734 code for a protein of 486 amino acids. The record is from RefSeq and is a predicted model, not a curated record.
AGCCGGUGGAGUGACUGUCGGCAUGGAGGCAGGAUCGGUUACAUCGUCUGUGUUUGCCCAAAUCAAAAUCCACUGUGCGAACAAAAUUAACUAAAACGCUCCUUGCUUCGGUUCCCCUCUGUCACGAAUUGAAUGCCGAAAAGCGACGUUUCUCUACACAGUACGAAGCUUCUCCUUGCCUCCUCUCCCAACGGAAACCCUCGCGCUUGUCUCUCGAAUCUUUGGCGCUCGUAUUUAAGGUUUUCCUAGCGAAAAGAUUCGGUCGGAGAGGCAAUGGAGAGCAAGAAAAAGAUGAAAGAGGUAAUUCGAUUGGAGCGGGAGUCGGUAAUUCCGGUUCUCAAGCCGAGGCUGAUCAUGACCUUGGCCAACCUCAUUGAACAUAGUUCUGACCGGCAAGAAUUUUUAAAGCUUUGCAAGAGAAUUGAGUACACAGUUCGUGCUUGGUAUCUUCUACAGUUUGAGGAUCUGAUGCAAUUGUACUCCCUCUUUGAUCCUGUCCAUGGGGCACAGAAAUUGAAGCAGCAAGACUUAUCUCCGGGAGAGAUUGACAACCUUGAAGAAAAAUUUUUGACGUACUUAUUUCAGGUAAUGGAUAAGAGCAAUUUCAAGAUAGCAACUGACGAAGAGAUUGAUGUUGCUCAUUCUGGGCAGUAUCUUCUAAACCUUCCUAUAACAGUUGAUGAGUCUAAGAUUGAUAAGAACCUGCUGAAGAGGUAUUUUGCAGAGCAUCCUCGAGAGAAUCUUCCAGACUUUGCUGAUAAGUAUGUAAUAUUCCGCCGUGGCAUUGGACUUGAUCAAACAACUGAUUUCUUCUUCAUGGAGAAAGUGGACAUGCUCAUUGGUCGUUUUUGGGCAUGGCUUUUGAGAAAGACCAGACUAGAAAGAGUUUUGACCAGGAAAUCAACUUUGAGGAAGAAAGAUCCAAAAAAAGAUGAUGAAACUGGUGCUGACAUACAGGAGGAUGACUUAUUCGUUGAACGGAUCCGUCUUGAGACCAUGGAAAUCAGUUUUCGCAAUCUGCUGGGCAAAAUCACCAUCCAAGAGCCUACCUUUGACAGGAUAAUUGUUGUUUACAGGCAAGCAAGCACCAAACUAAAACAAGAACGAGGAAUAUUUUUGAAGCAUUUCAGAAACAUCCCAAUGGCUGAUAUGGAGAUUGUUCUUCCAGAAAAGAAAAAUCCAGGUUUAACACCAAUGGACUGGGUCAAAUUUCUGGUUUCUGCUGUUGUUGGGCUGGUUGCAGUAGUGGGUUCGCUUGACAUGCCUAAAGCUGAUCUUUGGGUCAUAUUUGCUAUCCUUUCUACUGUGAUUGGCUAUUGUGCCAAGACAUACUUCACGUUUGAGCAAAAUAUGGCUGCAUAUCAGAAUCUAAUUACAGAGUCUAUGUAUGACAAACAGCUGGAUAGUGGAAAGGGCACUCUUCUUCACUUGUGUGAUGAUGUGAUUCAACAAGAAGUUAAAGAGGUAAUUGUUUCAUUUUACAUACUGAUGGAACAGGGAAAAGCUACUCGACAGGAUCUUGAUCUGAGGUGUGAAGAACUAAUUAAGGAGCAAUUUGAGGAGAGUUGUAACUUUGAUGUGGAUGAUGCUGUUCAAAAGCUAGAGACGUUGGGAAUCGUUGCCCGGGAUUCGAUAGGAAGGUACUACUGCGUUGGCUUGAAGCGCGCUAAUGAGAUCAUUGGCACCACCACAGAGGAACUCGUCCAAGCAAAACAGAGUGGUAUCACUUCUUGAUGUUUUUCCCAGAGACUCUGUGCUCUGGCUGCGCUCUUUGAGAGUCCUUUUGAAAUUCUUGGGUGUGAGUAGAUAUGUGUUGCCUUUACAUUCAAACCAUCUCACCGAUCUGUGCUGUGCCAACUUCCGUGGGGUUACCCUUUCAUUGUAUAUGUUGAUUAAUUCAUUGUUUAGUUUUCUUAGUCAUUUGCAUCCAUAGGGUAUAGAGGUAGAGCGGUAUAGUGGGAUGAAGGGUUGACUUCUUGCUUGCACUCUCUAUAUUUGUUUUCAUGUCCGACACUUUUUAAAGGUGGAAGGAGGAGUUUGCAGGAUUGAGCUAUUUUGUGUGUUGGGGGGAUUAAAAACACUUGUAUAAUAAUGUCACAGUUGUAAUUCUAUAAUUAUAAAUUGUAAUGUACCAUUACUCCAUAACAUGUCC